Molecule: messenger RNA, 2777 nt
Organism: Brachypodium distachyon (stiff brome)
Lineage: Eukaryota; Viridiplantae; Streptophyta; Magnoliopsida; Poales; Poaceae
Product: probable cadmium/zinc-transporting ATPase HMA1, chloroplastic
Exons: 13
Coding region: 82-2541 (819 amino acids)
Biological process (GO): monoatomic cation transport
Cellular component (GO): membrane
Molecular function (GO): ATPase-coupled monoatomic cation transmembrane transporter activity; ATP hydrolysis activity; ATP binding
Source: RefSeq, a predicted model, not a curated record
CGCCACCACCACCACUAGUCCACCUGCACCACGCGCCUCGAUCGGCCUCGCCGCCGCCGCCGCCGCGAUCCCCCGCCGCCGAUGCAGUCCCUCACCGCCCCCGCCGCCCGGCCGCUGCUCCCGCGCUCCGCCCACCUCCUCCGCAUCCCGAGCCCCCCUCCCUUCCCCCACCUCCGACGUCGCUGCUCCCCCUACCUACCCCCCAAAUCGCUAUCCCUAUCCUCCAGACCCCCGCUCAUCCUUGCGGGCCGCUCCUUGCUCUUCACCCCACGCGCCCACGGCGACCACCACCACCAUCACGACCACAGCCACGGGCACCAUGGACACGGCCACGGCCACCACGGGGUGGGCGUGCGCGAGGGGGGCGGGAGUGCGGCGGUCAUGCGGUUCGCGAGGGCGAUCGGGUGGGCUGCCGUCGCCGACGCGCUGCGGGAGCACCUGCAGGUCUGCUGCAUCUCCCUCGGCCUUCUCCUCAUGGCCGCCGUCUGCCCGCACGUCGCGCUGCUGAACUCGGUCAGGCGUCUGCAGGCCGCGCUCAUCGCCGUGGCCUUCCCUCUUGUCGGGGUUUCUGCAGCACUUGAUGCUCUUCUAGAUAUUGCUGAUGGGAAAAUAAAUAUACAUGUCCUUAUGGCUCUUGCAGCAUUUGCAUCUAUAUUUAUGGGAAACUCAUUGGAGGGUGGUCUGCUUCUUGCAAUGUUUAAUUUAGCUCAUAUUGCUGAAGAAUAUUUUACAAGCAAGUCAAUGUAUGAUGUGAGGGAACUGAAGGAAAAUCAUCCAGAAUUUGCACUGUUGUUAGAAACAAGUGGAGACGAAUCAGCACAAUUUUCAAAUUUGAGUUAUACCAAAGUUCCUGUCCAUGACCUUGAAGUGGGUUCUCAUAUUUUGGUCAGAGCUGGUGAGGCUGUGCCUGUUGAUGGAGAAGUUUACCAAGGAUCAUCGACAGUCACCAUUGAACACCUCACCGGUGAAACAAAACCUCUUGAAAGGGCUGUGGGGGAUUCUAUACCAGGUGGAGCCAGGAAUUUGGAAGGAAUGAUGAUUGUAAAGGUGACCAAGUCAUGGGAGGAUUCAACACUCAACAGAAUUGUCCAGUUAACUGAAGAGGGCCAGCUAAACAAGCCAAAGUUGCAAAGAUGGCUAGAUGAGUUUGGAGAGCACUAUAGCAAAGUUGUUGUGGCCUUGUCAUUGGUUGUUGCACUACUGGGACCAUUCCUCUUUAAAUGGCCCUUUUUCGGUAACUCAGUCUGUAGGGGGUCAAUUUACCGUGGAUUAGGACUUAUGGUGGCUGCAUCCCCGUGUGCACUUGCCGUAGCUCCAUUAGCAUAUGCCACAGCAAUCAGUUCUCUUGCAAGUAAGGGAAUUUUAUUGAAAGGUGGGCAUGUCUUAGAUGCUCUUUCUGCUUGUCAGUCUAUUGCUUUUGACAAGACAGGCACACUAACAACUGGGAAGCUUAUGUGCAAAGCAAUCGAGCCCAUUCAUGGACAUUUGGGUGUGAAUAAUGGUCUCAAUACUCAUUCUUGCUGUACACCAAACUGUGAAAGUGAAGCUCUAGCUGUUGCUGCAGCUAUGGAGAAAGGAACAACCCAUCCUAUUGGAAGGGCAGUUUUAAACCACUCUGUUGGGAGAGACCUCCCAGUGGUUGCUGUAGAAAGUUUUGAGAGCUUACCUGGUAGAGGAGUUGUUGCUACUUUGAGCGGCAUAAAGGCAAGAAACACCGAAAAUGAGCUUGCUAAGGCAUCUAUAGGCUCUGUGGAAUAUAUUUCUUCGUUAUACAGAUCUAAUGGUGAAUCUGAGCAAAUAAAAGAGGCAGUAAAAAGUUCUGCAUUUGGGCCUGAGUUUGUCCAAGCUGCUCUAUCAGUAGAUAAAAAGGUGACCCUUUUCCACUUUGAGGAUGAACCCCGUAUUGGUGUCUGUGAAGUUAUAUAUACCUUAAGAGAAAAGGCUAAACUUAGAAUCAUGAUGCUUACUGGAGAUCAUGAAUCAAGUGCUCUGAGAGUUGCUAAAGCUGUAUGUAUUGAUGAAGUUCACUGGUCUUUAAAGCCAGAGGAUAAGUUGAACAAAGUGAAAGCAGUUUCAAGGGAGGGAGGUGGAGGUUUAAUAAUGGUUGGUGAUGGUAUAAAUGAUGCGCCAGCACUUGCAGCUGCAACAGUUGGUAUCGUUCUAGCACAACGUGCCAGUGCAACGGCAGUAGCUGUUGCAGAUGUUCUGUUGCUGCAGGAUAAUUUAUGUGUGGUGCCAUUUUGUAUCGCUAAAGCUCGUCAAACAACUUCACUGGUGAAGCAAAGCGUAGCUCUUGCCUUAACUUGUAUCGUUUUUGCUGCACUUCCUUCUGUCUUAGGAUUUCUUCCCCUUUGGUUGACAGUGCUUCUUCAUGAAGGGGGAACCCUUCUAGUCUGUUUGAACUCGAUACGAGCCCUCAACCCUCCUACAUGGUCUUGGGCAGAUGACAUCCGGCAACUCUUUGAUGCCAUAAGAAAGUUCAUGUCAGAAAAGUUGAAUAGCUCCUCCUCAAAUUUCUCAGCCAAGACUGUUCCGUUGUAGAUAUGUAUAGCAACAGUUCUGUUUUGUAUUUUGUUGGCAUGAACUGGUGGGAGUUUAGUUGACUGGUUCUGACCUAACUUUUAUAGGCUGUAGUCAUAGCACCACCUUGUAAAGAAUCACGCCUUGGUUCAUGCUUUUGCACAAACAGCGCUGAGCAUCCUGUAAUCGAACUGUUGGUUGAGGCAUGUUGGUCCAAUACCUCGGUGAAUCUAUUGCAUGGGCCACGUUGUUCAGCA